This is a messenger RNA of Dacryopinax primogenitus, 1905 nucleotides long. Its product is annotated as WD40 repeat-like protein. Gene Ontology annotation, cellular component: GID complex. Gene Ontology annotation, molecular function: protein binding. NCBI's taxonomy places the organism in Eukaryota, Fungi, Basidiomycota, Dacrymycetes, Dacrymycetales, Dacrymycetaceae. The record is from RefSeq and is a predicted model, not a curated record. The transcript has 12 exons. The coding region runs from base 1 to 1905 and encodes 634 amino acids. Gene Ontology annotation, biological process: proteasome-mediated ubiquitin-dependent protein catabolic process.
AUGGACAUCAUUCCGGACUUUCUCCAAAGGCCAAUCGUACGCCCAGCAUCAUCUCAGUCAUCAUUCGAUAAUGAACCCGUGGCUGGCCCGUCUAAUGGUCAUUACAUCGCUAAUGGUCAUACUGAGACGAAUGGUUUCAGGGUCAGUAUCCGAAGAGUCGAGCCCCCGGGGAGAGGGAUGUAUGCAGGUUCUUCGGUAGACAGGGAGGAGUUCGUACGAUUGGUUUUGCAAGGAUUGCGGGACGUGGGUUACGUUGAAGCUGCAGCGACAUUGGAGGCGGAGUCGGGGUACACGUUGGAAUCGUCUUCUGUGGCCGAUUUCCGUGAAUGUGUCCUCAAUGGCCAGUGGGGUCGCGUUGAGUCAUCGUUGACCAGUUUGGGAGUCGUAAUGGAGGAGGAUCUGCGCGUGAGCCCUGCCUAUGUGAGAUUCCUCGUUUGCGAGCAGAAAUUCCUCGAGUAUCUCGAGAAUCGUCAGCUCGAUGUUGCAUUGGAGGUGUUACGAGAAGAGAUAACCCCGCUACAGCAAGAGCCACAGCGAACUUACGCAUUAUCAGGUCUUAUGAUGUGUGAUCCCAAGGACUUGCAUACACGAGCACAGUGGGAUGGUGCGGCUGGUCGGUCUCGGGAAGUAUUACUUAAUAGGCUACAACGCUAUAUUCCCUCGUCCAUAAUGAUCCCUCCACGGCGGUUAGAAACUCUUCUCAAUCAGGCACGGCAACUUCAAUCAAACGCAUGCAUCUAUCAUACUUCAACUCGACCAUUUUCGCUAUACAUUGAUCAUCAGUGUGACCGGACCGAAUUCCCCCUGCAUACCACUAUGAUCCUCGCGGACCACCAGGACGAAAUUUGGCAUUUAGCAUGGAGCAAUGAUGGAACCCGACUAGCCACUGCGAGUCGGGAUCAGUCAGUUAUCAUUUGGCGAAUAGGAGUAAGUGCUGAUCCGAACGAUUGUGCCCUGGAGCAGAGAUUACGAGAACACGCGAACGCCGUCAGCUUCGUGGCCUGGUCACCAGACAACAACGUGUUACUCACCGCCGCUGAGGCGACGAUCAAGAUGUGGAAUCCCAAGACCGGACUGUGCAUCAAGAGUAUCCUCGGACAUGAGGAUACCGUUUGCAGCCUCGUUUGGCGACGAGACGGAUCUGGAUUUAUAUCUGGUGGAAUGGACCAGAAGAUACUCUUUUGGGACAAGGACGGGAAGCAACUAGAUAGUUUGGAACAAAUACCGAUACGCAUGUCUUCCGUAGCGAUUUCGCCAGAUGAGCGAUGGCUCGUCGUGGCUGGCAUGCUUGCGAAUCCGACAAAGACACUUGUACGAGCAGAAAACGGGAACGGCGCACAGAAUCCGGCCCUGACGGGGAAGCAGACUCGCUUCACGGUUUAUGACCUUCGAACAAAGGAGGAACAUGCUUCCAUCGACAUGACCGGGGAAAUUACCAGUGUUACGAUCUCGUCGGAUUCAAAUUUUGGCCUUAUAAACCACUCCCCGGAUGGUGUCAUGUUAUGGAGUCUUGAGGAACCGAAGCUCGUUCGCAAGUAUGCAGGACAGAAGCAGACCAAACAUGUUAUCCGAAGUUGCUUCGGCGGACCCGGAGAGAAUUUUGUGCUGAGUGGUAGCGAAGAUACCAAUGUGUACGUUUGGCAUAAGGAGUCUGGUACCCCUUUGGAAAUCCUCCAAGGACACGGACAAGGAAGCGUGAAUGCUGUAGCGUGGAACCCCUGCCAAGAGGCCAUGUUUGCGACUUGUUCGGACGACCACACCGUGCGCAUAUGGGGCAAAGAUCCACCCGGCUUCAUAACAUCCAUAACUGAGUCGACUACGGAGGAUAUCCCACCGCAGGUCAGUACCCUGUCACGGGACCCUCCGACCCUACGCUGGGAUGAUGCGAGGGAGAUGUUUUUAUAA